Impatiens glandulifera is the source of this 2612-nucleotide messenger RNA. Its product is annotated as protein ACCUMULATION AND REPLICATION OF CHLOROPLASTS 3, chloroplastic. Gene Ontology annotation, molecular function: GTP binding. The record is from RefSeq and is a predicted model, not a curated record. Gene Ontology annotation, cellular component: cytosol; chloroplast outer membrane; extrinsic component of plastid membrane. Lineage: Eukaryota; Viridiplantae; Streptophyta; Magnoliopsida; Ericales; Balsaminaceae. Gene Ontology annotation, biological process: chloroplast fission. The coding region runs from base 57 to 2363 and encodes 768 amino acids. The transcript is spliced from 16 exons.
AGUCGCCUUUAACAAAAAGAUAAAUUUUACUGGUUCAAGACCUCUCCUCCAUCCUCAUGGAACUUCAAGCUUCUUCCAUAGUACUCCGUGCGUUUUACAAUCCUUCAUUCUUCCAUUGUUGUCAGACCUCUCACAACGUCCCUUUACAUUCUCACUUAUUUCACUGCUUGAGGUUCCGCAACAUAAUAACAAGGUGCAAUGUAAAGCAUCACCGUGCAGAUUUCUGUUUAGAGGCGUCUCUGAAGAAUGAGACUUCAGAUGGGAAGAAUCAAGGUAAGGAGAAUAAAUCGAAUGAUCUGUGGGAGGGUUCUGAGUUCGUUGAAGUGAUUGGUAUUGGCAGUAGGAAAGAUGCUAUUAUCGACUUUUGCUUGAAUUCUCCUCUCCGUUCCAACUCCUUGCGGUUCUGGGAUAUUCUCUAUAAGGACUCAGAGAAUUUGCAACUACAGGAAAAACUUGCUAAAAAAGAAAUCACCCCAAGAAUUGUGGAAGUUCCUUUGACGUUGCAUUCAUGUUCCAAAGCCGUUAUUCUUGUGGCUAGUGCAGCUUAUGGUUCUCACAUUACUAAAGUUAUUGAUAUUCUGAAGAGAGUUAAAAUGGCAAAUGGAUUAGCUGUUGGUAUCGUUUUAAAGCCCUUCAGUUUUGAAGGAAGAAGGCGCCAAGAUGAGGUGAAAGAUUUGGAAAAUGAACUUCAGGACCAUACCAAUUUGUGUGUUACGGUCAAUACUAAUGCACUUCUAGAGAAAGAUUUAGUGACCCUUGAUGAAGCAUUAAAUACUGCUAAUGAUGCUGUCUUAAUGGCUAUAUAUGCCGUAUCAAUUCUCAUAUCUGGGAAUAAUAAGAAGCUUCUACAUUCAGUUGCAAAUGGGAUGAAAGAACUCAAUGUUUCAGAUGUCACAAAGAUUCUGGAGAGCUACAAAGAUGCGAAAAUUGGAUUUGGAGCUGGUUAUAACAUGAAGACAUCUAUCAUGAGAGCUGUAUAUGACUGUCCUUUCCUUGGCAUAAGCUUGAAGAACCAUGGUGGCACUGUUAUAUGCAUUGUAGCAUCUCCAGUCAUUGACAAAAACGAUGUUGUGUCCUUUCUGGAUACCUUUCGUCAAGUAACUGAUUUCUCUGGUGAAAUCGCGUUAGCUGUAGUUGAAGAACAUAAUGUAGUGCCCAACCAGAUUAUAUCUACGGUUAUUGCUUUAGGGGGCACCAGCUCAAAGGCUCACGAGGAAACUGGGAUAUUUUCCAGAAUUGCCAAAAGUUUUCCUUUCUUUUUCAAUAUAUUUAAUAGGAAUAGUCUCCUUUUGCCAUUGGAGGAGAUGUCAAACUCAAGGUUUUCAGAUGAAACACCUGAAGAUUUAGAACAGGAACUCCAGAUGUUAUUGAGCAACAGUAGCAACCAAAAAAGUUCUUUCAGUCCCUCUGAAAGAAGCAGAGCUGAACUGGAGUUAGCUGUUGAGCCCUUAUCUGAUGACCAAUACAUAGAAGGGGAAAACAUGUUCAACAGGGAUAAGCUCUUGAGAGGUGAUAUAGGACCAGAUUACCAGAUUCUAGACGAUAAUGGGGCAAUUAGUUCUAGAGCCUCACCCAUGACAGAUAAUUUUUGCAUCUUGAGGCUUCCUGCUGGUGUCAAAACACUUAUAGAUAUGAAAAAGUCUCUCACUAUCUCGAGUCCUUCUCAGCCUGAGAUGAAAAAUAAGGAUGAUAAGAGAAAUCAAACUCACGGUGUCCAAGUUAUAGACUGGGAUGCAUUGUCCGGUGCAGGUGCUGAAGCAGUAAAUGAUCUUAAUGAUGGCAGGCAUCCAGUUAUGGAGGGAAAUAACAGCAGUAUUAAUAAACGAAAAGGAGGCAUUCUUACUGUUCGUGCCGCGUCCAUGCUAGAAUCUGAGAGAGAUUCAAGGAAGAAGUGGAACCCCAUGGUGGUGAUGAAAUACAGAGGAGGAAAAUAUGAGGGGCGUUGCCAAGGAGGUCUUCCGGAAGGGAAGGGCCACUUGUCCCUUGAUGAUGGGAGCAGUUAUGAUGGCAUGUGGCGAUAUGGUAAGAGAUCAGGUCUGGGUACAUUCUACUUUAGUAAUGGAGAUGUCUUUCAAGGAUCUUGGAGGGAUGAUGUCAUGCAUGGAAAGGGCUGGUUAUACUAUCACACUGGGGAUAGAUUGUUUGUUAAUUUUUGGAAGGGAAAGCCGAAUGGUGAAGGACGCUUCUACUCCCAGCAAGGAGAGAUAUUUUUUGGCCAAUUUAAAGAUGGUUGGAGACAUGGGCCCUUUCUUUGCAUCAACGUUGAUGGUUCCAGGCGUAUUGAAGUUUGGGAAGAAGGAGUUCUUGUAAGUCAUAAGCAUUUGGAAGAAGGAGUUCCACCUCCUCAACUAAGUAAAUACUAGGAAUCACGGCUUCUACAAACAGUAUUGUCUUUCUGUUUCUCUAUAUCUUGUUUCCUCCUAAUAUUCUUGUGUGAGCAUUAAGAUGUUACUGAUACACGGAAAAGGAUAUUAGGGCUAAUAUACUAUGAUUACUAGUAGUAGUUAAUUUAAUAAAGACGAAAAGUACCGACAGAAACUGAUUCUGGCGGAAAAAAAGUUAAGGCUAAUUACUCAAAUAUGAGCCAUAAAGGAAAGAAAACUAUUGAUCAA